AUGUUAGAGGCAUCAGAUCUUGAGAACAAUGCCAAACACGACGACGUCCAUCUUCCCCCGACGACAGCUGAACCAGCUACAUAUCGAUUGCGCAAGCUACUUACAGGCCUCCAAUUCCAACCCGCCAUAUCAGACCCUGGUCCGCCACCAGACGGGGGAUUUAUUGCAUGGUCACAGGUUCUUGGGGCGCAUUUCACCGUCUGCAACACGUGGGGCUACAUCACCACCUUUGGCAUGUUCCAGUCCUACUACGAAGAAAUUCUCCCGCAGUCCGCAUCAACUAUUUCCUGGAUCGGUAGCGUGCAGGUCUUCCUCCUCUUCUUCGUGGCCACCCUUUCUGGCCGAGCCGCCGAUGCCGGGUUCUUCAAAUUGGUCUGGUCCGUAGGAGCGGUCCUCAAUCUAAUUGGUAUCUUCAUGACAUCGCUAUGCACUUCCUACUGGCAGCUGUUCCUCGCGCAGGGGCUUUGUAUGGGUCUCGGGUGCGGAUUGAUGUUUUGUCCUGUUCUGUCCCUUAUGCCAUCGUAUUUUGCGCGCCAUCAAUCGCUGGCUGUGGGGUUGGCCGCUACUGGGUCUGCGACCGGAGGCCUCAUUUUUCCUGUGGUCGUCGAGAGGCUUCUUCCCCGGGUUGGAUUCCCUUGGACGGUUCGGACGCUCGGCUUCCUCACGUUCGCCAUGUUAUUGGUGUCAUUCGUCCAGCUCAAGCAACGCGUCCCGCCCCGAAGAAGCGGGCCCCUCGUUGACUGGACUGCCUUCCGUGACCCUGUCUAUCUCUUCUUCGCCGUCGGCAUGUUUUUCAACUUCUGGGGCCUCUAUAUUGCCUUCUUCUACAUCAGUACAUUCGCCCGCCAAACCAUUGGUUUAAGCCAAACGGCAUCCAUAUACCUCCUUCUGAUCAUGAACGGAGUCGGGCUCUUCGCCCGCCCGAUCCCUAAUCUCCUCGCCGACAUGUACACGGGUCCCCUCAACCUUCUCAUCCCGUCCGUCCUACUGUCCGGCGUAAUGCUCCUGUCCUGGCUCAGCGUUUCCACAGCGCCAGAGCUGUACGUGUUUGCCCUUUUCUAUGGCAUAUUCUCGGCGGCCGUUCAGGCCCUAUUCCCUGCUACCCUGGCUUCACUUACGACGGACAUGGAGAAGAUCGGUGUCCGUAUGGGGAUGGUACUCAGCAUCGUUGGCUUUGCUGCGCUUACUGGGUCCCCGCUUGCGGGGCUGCUGGUUUCAAAGGGUGAUGGUGAUUUUGUAUAUGCCCAGAUGUUUGCGGGGUUGUCAAUGAUAAUGGGAACGGGAAUGAUUGUAGUGGCGCGAGGGUUUCGAACCAAAUUUGUGGCAAGGGUGAAGGUGUGA
Messenger RNA from Aspergillus pseudoviridinutans, 1341 nucleotides. RefSeq lists its product as uncharacterized. Gene Ontology annotation, molecular function: transmembrane transporter activity. Lineage: Eukaryota; Fungi; Ascomycota; Eurotiomycetes; Eurotiales; Aspergillaceae. The record is from RefSeq and is a predicted model, not a curated record. Gene Ontology annotation, biological process: transmembrane transport. Bases 1 to 1341 code for a protein of 446 amino acids. Gene Ontology annotation, cellular component: fungal-type vacuole membrane. The transcript has a single exon.